AUGUCAGACUCAGAUCCCUUGCUGAGUGAUCUCUGCUCAAUAUGCCAUGUCAAUCCUCCUAAAUACCGCUGUCCACGCUGCUCAACACGCACCUGCUCUCUUCCCUGCACACGUCGCCACAAACUUUGGUCGCAAUGCUCAGGCGUGCGUGAUCCAGCUGCAUAUCUAAAGCGCCAUGAAUUAGCCACCGAAUCCGCGUUCGACCGCGACUUUAAUUUCAUCACCGGGAUCGAGCGCACCCUCGAGCGCGCGGAGAGAGAAGUCGAUAACCGCGGGAUUGAUCUUACGGGCGGUCCCCAGGCCGAUGAUAAUGAGACUACUGGCCGUAAGAGGAAGCACCCGAACCAAGGCCUUGCCAAGGGCGAAGCUGCGUUCUUGCGCGGAACAGAGGCUGCUGGUGUGAGAGUUCUCCGAGCUCCGAAGGGAAUGUCGAGGAAUAAGCAGAAUGGGUCGCGUUUACAUCCCAAGCAUAAGCGUCUUGCUUGGACCAUAGAGUGGAUUACGGCUGAUGGGGUGAAGACUAUUCGUGAUUCUGUCGUUGUCAUUGAUUCAUGUUCUGUCGCCGAAGCCUAUAACCGAUGCUGCCCGCGCCCGAAGGAUCAAGAGCCAGUCAUUGAGCUAGGGAAGGAAGAGAAGAAAGAAGAUUUGGACACGCCUAAUACGACUAUUGCUGCAGCUAGUGAUGCUGCCACGACAGGGAUUGAAGCGGCAGAAACACAACCACCACCAUCCCAGAUCGAAGACUCUGCAAAGGAACCAGCAGAAGUCUCAACUGAGCAAACGGAUAAAGCACCAGAUCAGACCGUCGCCCCUCACCGCGGUCUUUACUUCUACCUUCACCGUCCUCGAACAACAACCAAAAAGCCUGUCUUAACUCCUCUCUUGCAAUCAUCGACGCUAAAUACUGUUCUGCGCAAUCGGACUGUCUUAGAAUUCCCUACGAUUUAUGCACUACCAGAGUCAGCAGAGACACUGUUUGCAGACAAAGAUAACUCCAAAUUCAUACUGGAGGAAGACUACCUUCGGACCGCUGAACCAGAGGAGAUAGGUCAGUCUUCUACCACGAGUGACGAUGAUGACGCUGGAAACGAAGCUGUCACUGGCUCGGCGAACCUCCAAAAUAUCGAUGAGAAGCUAGUGCUGGAAGUCUUGAAGCAAGAUCUCUUUGAACCAGUCCCGGAGAGCGGGCCAGCGGUUUGA
Molecule: messenger RNA, 1200 nt
Organism: Penicillium griseofulvum
Lineage: Eukaryota; Fungi; Ascomycota; Eurotiomycetes; Eurotiales; Aspergillaceae
Product: zinc finger HIT domain-containing protein
Exons: 3
Coding region: 1-1200 (399 amino acids)
Biological process (GO): box C/D snoRNP assembly; snoRNA localization; maturation of LSU-rRNA from tricistronic rRNA transcript (SSU-rRNA, 5.8S rRNA, LSU-rRNA)
Cellular component (GO): pre-snoRNP complex; nucleus
Source: RefSeq, a predicted model, not a curated record